Cladophialophora psammophila CBS 110553 is the source of this 1518-nucleotide messenger RNA. RefSeq lists its product as uncharacterized. Lineage: Eukaryota; Fungi; Ascomycota; Eurotiomycetes; Chaetothyriales; Herpotrichiellaceae. The transcript is spliced from 2 exons. The record is from RefSeq and is a predicted model, not a curated record. The coding region runs from base 1 to 1518 and encodes 505 amino acids.
AUGCCCGCCCGGCUUGUCGAAAUUACGGGCACAUCCGAAACUAUCAGCUUGCGACUCCGCCAGACGGAAGAAGUAGGAAGCGUUCCGUUUGCCGCACUCAGUUAUUGCUGGGGUGGCGAACAGCCUAUGAAGUGCGACAGCUCCAAUGUUGUUUUGUAUGUAACUGCAAUUCCGUUCGAGAAGCAACCGCAAACCAUCAAAGAUGCCGCAAGGGUCUGUCAGGGAAUGGGAUUUCAGUACCUUUGGAUAGAUGCGCUAUGUAUCAUCCAGGAAAAUUCCACCGAAAAAUCUGUUGAGAUUGCCAAAAUGACCUCCAUCUAUGGCAGCGCUAUGGUCACGGUUGUGGCAGCCCGGUCGUCCUCGGCCACCGAGGGGUUUCUGGGGGAAAGAUUUCCAGGCCCGAAAAAGGGCGCCCUUGUUCCGUAUCGCUGCUUCGAUGGUGAACUUGGUUCUAUCACUCUCGUCAAGCUCGAUGACGGAUUUGAAUCGGUAGAGCCAGUCGAUGAAAGAGACGAGAUGGAUAUGCUGCAGCAACAAGAUCUUCGGGCUUUCCUUGCGAAGGGGUUAACGGACGGCUGGAAGAGGGACGCGAACUACAGCAGCAAGCGAAAGACAGAAGCAUUGAACCUCGAGAAUAUCCGCACCGCCAAAUCCACGAUUGGCUUCUAUGGCCGACCAAGGAACAGCCAAUUCAAGCAGUAUUUAAAUGCUAUGCAGCAUUGGGAGAAAAUAUGCGAAACAUUCACUCAGCGAGCGUUGACACUCUCGUCUGAUCGCGCCUUGGCCAUCUCUGGAAUCGCACAAAUCUUCAUUGAAUUGUCCGGGGAUAAGUACAUUGCUGGUCUCUGGAAGUCGUACCUCCACUCAGGGCUGUUGUGGAAGAUUGAACACAGCCAUGUACAUCCCAAGAACAUACCCCGGCCAACAACCUACCAAGGCCCUUCAUGGGCGUGGCUCUCUGUCAACGGGCCCGUCCAAUUUGGCCAAGUGAGCAGGCCAUCCGAGUGCAUUGCAGAGAUUCUCAGCUGCGAGACGGAGCCUGCAAACGAAACAGCUCCGUACGGCUUAAUCCGCGAGGGCUCUGGCCGACUGGUGAUAGCUGCUCGUACUGCUCCAGCAUCGAGAACCAAGACGCCGUUGAGAUCUCCUGGAAGAUUCAAAGAUGAGGUGAUGAUUCUAGGCUUCGGCAAGUCCUUCGGCAAGCCCUUCGUCUGCCACGUUAGCACCGAGAUGCGCUGUGAUGUUCAAGAGGCAGAGAUCGACGCGGUAGAGCAAACCGCCGGCUGUCUAGUUGUGGAGAUCACUCGGAGGACCGACAGGGACAACAAAUUGUGCUGCCAGGGUCUAGUUCUUCGGUGGAGCUCUCCAGAGAGGAAAACAUACUCCCGCGUCGGACGGUUCACCUACUACGGUGACCGGAAGGGACGCCUUUUCGCAGAGCAUGUCAAAGCUGGGCAGCCAGCAGAGGUGGAGUUUGACUGGUUUGCGGAUGAGCCAAAGGUCAUAGAGAUCAUCUGA